CCCAUUUUGAGAUGUCUUCAGAUUUGUUCUCAUACUAUAGCAGUCGAUGUAAAGACUAACUGUCUGUUCUCCUAUUCCAGUAAAAUUGAGGUGUCCUUCUAUGACAACAAACUCAGGCUAAAUGGACAAAAACUCAUCAAGAAAAGUAAAACGGUUAAAGUUGGGGACACAUUGGACCUGAUACUGUCGGAGAACGGAGAAACAAACACUGUCACUCUGAUGAGAGUCUGCCUUCGGAGGGUUUUGGAAGAAAUGAGUCACACAGAAAAGUACAAAGUUGCCAUACGACGAUGGAAAUGUUUAGAGCUUCCCAAAGAGGAGGCCUUCAAGCCAUGAACUUGAACAGGACAGUGUGGACUUUAAUACCAUUUGCUAAUGAAGGCAACAACACCGGCAGAACUGAAUGCCAUCAAUUGACCGGCAAUCUCCAAAAAGUUGGAUCUCUAAUGGAUUACUAAAGUGUAAUGUUAAGGCUUGUAGCGGGUGUAGACAUGUCAACAGUUUUCUCAGAGAAAUUUAUUCAGUGUUUACCUUCCCCUUCUAUACUGUGAGUCCUCCAAUAAAGGUGCACUUU
This is a messenger RNA of Notothenia coriiceps (black rockcod), 574 nucleotides long. It is a transcript of the gene mtres1, whose product is annotated as mitochondrial transcription rescue factor 1. Gene Ontology annotation, biological process: regulation of mitochondrial transcription. The annotation marks the transcript as partial. The record is from RefSeq and is a predicted model, not a curated record. Gene Ontology annotation, cellular component: mitochondrion. Gene Ontology annotation, molecular function: RNA binding. The transcript has 2 exons. Lineage: Eukaryota; Metazoa; Chordata; Actinopteri; Perciformes; Nototheniidae.